CCUCCCGCCGCACACGAACACCACGUUUCUAACGUAUCCACAGCUACCAUGAGAAGACCACGAUUCGUUGCCCUGUGCGCUGCCGCCGCGCUCCAGUCCUCUACCCCAUGGGGCAGCUCCGCCGGCACGGGGCUGGCUAGGGCUGAGGAGGCUGUCGCACCGGCGUCCACGAUGGACGCGGCGUUCGAGGAGCAGCUGAAGGACGGAGCGGAGGCUUUCGAGUUCCAGGCCGAAGUGAACCGCCUGAUGGACAUCAUCAUCAACUCGCUCUACAAGAACAAGGACAUCUUCCUGCGCGAGCUCAUCAGCAACGCGUCGGAUGCCCUCGACAAGAUCAGGUUCCUGUCAGUCUCCGACCCGGAUAAACUCGGCACCGCGAAGGACCUCGAAAUCCGCAUCUCUGCCGACAAGGACGCGCGUACCCUGACGAUCCGAGACACCGGAGUGGGCAUGACGAAGGCGGACCUCAUCUCGAACCUUGGAACCGUGGCCCGUUCGGGCACGACCAACUUUGUAGAGGCCUUGACGGAGACCGGAGAUCUCGGGCUGAUCGGACAGUUCGGCGUCGGGUUCUACUCGGUCUACCUUGUGGCGGACAAAGUGCAGGUGAUCUCCAAGAACAACGACGAUGACCAGUACGUGUGGGAAUCUACAGCUGACAGCACCUUCACCGUGUCCAAGGAUCCUCGCGGGAACACGCUCGGCCGAGGAACGGAAAUCGUCCUCCACCUCAAGGAGGACGCCGGUGAGUUCUUGUCGGAGUCUACGCUCAAGAACCUCAUCCACCGCUACUCCGAGUUCAUCACCUUCCCCAUCUACCAGCUGGUGGAGAAAGAAGAGGAGAUUGAGGUAGAAGACGACGAGGAAGAGGAGGAGGACGACGGGGACGAGGACUCGGGAGACGAAGAGGGUGACGAGGAAGAUGACUUCGAAGAGGUGGAAGUGGACGUGAAGUACAAGACCGUCAAGACAUUGGACUGGGAGAGGGUUAAUGCUAACGUGGCUGUGUGGGCGCGUGACAAGGACGAGAUCACCGACGAAGAGUACCACAACUUCUACAAGGCCCUCUCCGGAGAUACUUCGGACGCGGCGACGUGGAUCCACUUCAAGGCCGAGGGAGAAGUCGAGUUCAAGUCCAUCCUCUUCGCGCCUAGCAAGGCGCCAUACAACAUGUACGACCACUACUACGACGACUCCCGCGGCGGGCUGAAGCUGUACGUUCGCAAGGUGCUUAUCACCGACGAGUUCGACGAGCUGUUGCCCCGGUACCUGUCCUUCAUCCGCGGAGUGGUGGACUCGGACGACCUGCCCCUCAACGUCAGCCGCGAGAUGCUUCAGGAGCACAAGGUGUUGAAGGUGAUGGCCAAGAAGCUUGUUCGGAAGACUCUUGAGAUGCUCCGCAAGCUGGCAACGGAGGAAGUCGAAGACGAGGAGGGCGAGGAAGAGCACCCUUACAUCCAGUUCUGGAACGAGUUCGGCAAGAGCAUCAAGCUCGGCGUGAUGGAGGACAACGCCAACAGGAGCAAACUCGUGAAGCUGCUGAGGUUCAAGAGCAACAAGUCCGACGGCAAGUGGGUCAGCUUGGAGGACUACGUGGCCGGCAUGCCGGAAUGGCAGUCCUCCAUUUUCUACAUCGCAGGAGAGUCCACGGAGGCUGUGGAGAAGUCCCCCUUCCUGGAGAAGCUGAACAAGAAGGGGCUCGAGGUCCUCUACCUCACGGAGCCUAUCGACGAGAUGACAAUUGGCUCCAUCACUGACUUCGAAGACAAGAAGAUGCAGUCCGUGACCAAGGAAGGGCUUAGCUUCGGGGACGAGGAUGUGGCCGACGUGAAGAAGAGAGAAAAAUACUACAAGAAGAUGUUCACCCCCCUCGCCGAACACCUCAAGGACAUGUUCAAGGGCAAGAUCAGCAAGGUGUCCGUCAGCCAGCGCGUAGAAGGGACCCCCGCCAUCAUCGUGUCGGCCGCGUACGGGUACAGUGCCAACAUGGAGCGCAUCAUGAAGGCGCAGACCCUGGCCGACAGCAAGCAGAUGGGUUUGCUCGGGGGGCACCGCAGCAUGGAGAUAAACCCGCGACACCCCAUCGUGCACGAGCUCAACAAGAAGGUGGCUAUUUCUCUUGCCGUCUUUGCCCCCGUUUAUUUCUGCACCCUCACGAUAAUAGUAGAAUUGGGCUCUUGGGGGAGGAGUUGCGUUGAGAGUGGCGCAGAUCAUUGGGUGGAAGAUACCGAGGCAUUCGCCAACCGGGUACAGCGUGCCAUGGCCAAGACGCUGAACCUUAGCAGCAUGGACCUCCUCGAGGAGGUGGAGAUCCCAGACGAGGAGGAAGAGGAGGAGGGUGAUGGAGAUGAGCAGUUUCAAGACCUCGACGAGCUCUGAGUGAGUUGUUGGAGGAGGCGCUCCCGGCGGGAACCAAUCCAGCAGGCUCCCCCCCCCCCCCCCCCCCCCCCCCCCCCCCCCCCCCCCCCCCCCCCCNGCGUUCCACGUGCCCCUUUUCAUCGGCCGUGGUCGGCCGUCUCGUCGCAGCGUCGAGGGUGAUUUUUGUUGAUCAUCCUGGCUGAUGUGUUCAGAAUUGUACCGAAAGGUGAAAGGACCCAUGUCCGGAAACAAUGCAUGCCUAGCGGUUAGACCAUUGUUCCCACAGGACC
Ectocarpus sp. CCAP 1310/34 is the source of this 2648-nucleotide messenger RNA. The record is from the annotation of a GenBank genome assembly. NCBI's taxonomy places the organism in Eukaryota, Phaeophyceae, Ectocarpales, Ectocarpaceae.